Macadamia integrifolia is the source of this 540-nucleotide messenger RNA. RefSeq names its product dihydroflavonol 4-reductase-like. Bases 1 to 540 code for a protein of 179 amino acids. Lineage: Eukaryota; Viridiplantae; Streptophyta; Magnoliopsida; Proteales; Proteaceae. The transcript is spliced from 3 exons. Gene Ontology annotation, molecular function: oxidoreductase activity, acting on the CH-OH group of donors, NAD or NADP as acceptor. The record is from RefSeq and is a predicted model, not a curated record.
AUGUCAAGCAUGCCACCCAGCAUGUUCACUGCCUUGGCUCUGAUUCUGGGAAAUGAAGCUCACCAUUCAAUUCUGAAGCAGCACCAACUGAUUCACCUGGAUGACCUAUGCAAUGCUCAUUUUUUCGUGUUGGAGCAUCCCAAAGCAGAGGGAAGAUACAUCUGCUCCUCCAGGGACAUCACCAUCUUUGAGCUUGCAAAGAUGUUGAGGGAAAGAUACCCAGAAUACAACAUUCCUACCACGUUUAUGGGUAUUGAUGAGUCAAUCAAGCCUGUUCAUUUCUCUUCAAAGAAACUCACGGACUUAGGCUUCAAAUUCAAGUACACCGCAGAGAAUAUCUUUGAUGGAGCUAUCCGCUCGUGCAGGGAGAAGAACUUGAUUCCACUUAAAACAUUAGAGAAGCCAUGUGCUGCAGAGAACCAAAAACUAAAUGGAGCGGAGGAGAAAAUCUCUGCAGUUGGGGAAGAGAACCAGCAACGCAGCAACCCAUUAAGGCAUAGAAGUGUUCCUUUUGUGUUUCUGCAAUCCAUAUUGGUGUGA